Messenger RNA from Jaculus jaculus (lesser Egyptian jerboa), 6454 nucleotides. It is a transcript of the gene Bpnt2, whose product is annotated as 3'(2'), 5'-bisphosphate nucleotidase 2. The transcript is spliced from 5 exons. The record is from RefSeq and is a predicted model, not a curated record. Gene Ontology annotation, cellular component: endomembrane system. Bases 3 to 1082 code for a protein of 359 amino acids. Gene Ontology annotation, molecular function: 3'-nucleotidase activity. Lineage: Eukaryota; Metazoa; Chordata; Mammalia; Rodentia; Dipodidae. Gene Ontology annotation, biological process: phosphatidylinositol phosphate biosynthetic process; skeletal system development.
CCAUGGCCCCCAUGGGCAUCCGCCUGUCCCCGCUGGGGGUGGCCGUCUUCUUCCUGCUGGGGCUCGGCGUGCUCUACCACCUCUACUCGGGCUUCCUGGCCGGCCGCUUCAGCCUCUUCGGCCUGGGCGGGGAGCCGUCCGGCGGGGCGGCGGAGCCCGCGGCCGCGGCCGACGGAGGCACGGUGGACCUGCGCGAGAUGCUGGCCGUGUCCGUGCUGGCGGCCGUGCGCGGUGGCGACGAGGUGAGGCGCGUCCGCGAGAGCAACGUCCUCCACGAGAAGUCCAAGGGGAAGACGCGCGAGGGCGCCGAGGACAAGAUGACCAGCGGCGACGUGCUGUCCAACCGCAAGAUGUUCUACCUGCUCAAGACCGCCUUCCCCAGCGUGCAGAUAAAUACUGAGGAACAUGUGGAUGCAACUGAUAAGGAAGUUAUCCAAUGGAAUCGUAAGAUUCCCGAGGAUAUCCUGAAGGAAAUAACUACCCCUAAAGAGGUACCAGCAGAAAGUGUUACUGUUUGGAUUGACCCCCUUGAUGCUACACAGGAAUAUACAGAAGAUCUUCGAAAGUAUGUCACUACCAUGGUGUGUGUAGCUGUAAAUGGUAAACCUGUCCUAGGAGUCAUACAUAAGCCGUUUUCUGAAUAUACAGCUUGGGCAAUGGUAGAUGGUGGUUCAAAUGUGAAAGCCCGCUCUUCCUACAAUGAGAAGACCCCAAGGAUCAUUGUGUCUCGUUCCCAUUCAGGGAUGGUCAAGCAGGUUGCCCUUCAGACAUUUGGAAACCAGACUACAAUUAUUCCAGCUGGUGGUGCUGGUUAUAAAGUUUUAGCACUCUUGGAUGUGCCUGAUAUGAAUCAAGAAAGAGCUGAUUUAUAUAUUCAUGUAACAUACAUCAAAAAGUGGGAUAUAUGUGCUGGCAAUGCCAUUUUAAAAGCCCUUGGGGGGCAUAUGACCACCCUGAGUGGUGAAGAGAUCAGUUACACGGGGUCUGAUGGCAUUGAAGGAGGACUCCUGGCUAGCAUCAGAAUGAACCACCAGGCUCUGGUCAGAAAGCUUCCAGAUUUAGAAAAGACAGGACAUAAAUAAGCAUAACUGAUGACAGGGUGCAACUCUUCGAGAACUGAAUGUGUCAGCCUGAACUGCUUCAAAGGAUUGGUGGAAACUAUGCAUGGUUAAGGCCAUCCUGAACUUUAUGAAGUAUUUAUGAAGCAUCAGAGACUUAUUUUCCCUGUAACAGGAUGCAAAAUCAGGGGAAAUAGGUUGCUUCGUUUCUCAAGUAUUGUCUUUAUUUUUGAGACUAUUUUCGUACAGUUGUCAUACACAAGGCAUAUGUAUGUAUGUGUGUGUGUGUGUGUGUAUAUAUAUAUAUAUAUAUAUAUAUAUUUGUGAAUUGAAAUCUAGAGCUGAAUCUACAUUGUUAAGAGUCACCAUUUUCACCCAACAUCAUGAAUCUUCACUGUCUAUAUUAAUACGUUCCUAUAGAAUUGGGUUGAAAGAAGGAUUGGUUUUCUGUAGAUGUGUAAUGUGACUUUGCAGUUAUAACUUAUUGAAAAUAAAGCAAUUGGAAUUUUUACUCCUAUUCAAAUGGAAAGCACAAAAAGCCUCACAUCCAUUAUUGAUAUGCAACAAGUGCUCUUUUCAUCUGUUAGUAUUUGUAUGGAUUAAAACAAAAUGCUUAAAUUCAUUUUUUUUUGAAAUUUUAGUAUCAGGUUUACCAGCUAGUAGAAAUAGAAAAUAUAGAGAUAUGAUGGACCACAUUGUAAUUGUAAUUUUCUGUGUAUGUGUUUUGUUUUGAUAAAGACAAGUGUAGUCAUGGCUUUAACAUUUCUGUCAUCCUUGCUCUUGAAUUUCAUUUUCCUAAUGGAAGAGCAUGGCUCCAUCCUUUCCCUCUGAUCAGCGUUUAGUCUUUUCCUGUAAGGUUUGGUUUUAGAUUUGAGUAUUAGUACUAUGAUUUUACUAUAUUUUUCUCAUUACAGUUAAAAUACUCUAUAAGACACUAAGACUAUAAAUGAUUUUGUGAUAAUUGAAACUUACUUGACAUUACAUGAACUGAACCAGUUUUACUUUUUGUUUUAGUAUGUUUGUAAAAACAAUUGCAGGUUUGUAUAUAUUCUUUCAUUAUCAAGAAUGCAUAUGAUUGCUUUUUACUAUUAAUAAAUUGACCUGGUAAAACCAAACUCUUAGAAGAAUAACUUUUGAGAUGCUCUGUAGUUGCCCUUAUUCCAGUAAUGAAGUUUAGUUACUUUUUGAUAAAAUUCUUUUUCUAUUCAGUUUACAGAAUCUGGUUAGAAAAAAAGAUGGUGACAUAUUCAUUGUGUUGCUACACCUAGAAGCUUGUUUUUUGAGCUGUUUUAUUUAGACUGUGUGGGUUCUUUUGGUGUGAUAUCUAGAAACUUCACGUAAAUAAGUGUUAUUUCAUGUGGCUUCAGUGUCCUUGUAGACUUCAGCACACUGAUAGCGAGAGGUAAUUUUUCAUGCAUUUUUUUUCUUCUUUUUUUUAAAAAAAAAAAACCCUUAAAGCAACUUUCUAUUUAUUAGCUAGAGGUAAAAUAAACCAAAGAAUGGACAUUUUAGCCUAGUAGGAUGUCCAUACUUUAGGUUUGCAGUUACACUGUCCAAAGCCCUUGAAUUUCUCACUAGCGAACUGAGUCUAGUACAAGUAUCCAUUCCUCACAGGCACAGAUCCAUCAUGCCUUUAUGCAGUGAAAAGGCAUAUAAAUUGUAGAGGUUGGAACACUUAGUAUUUAAAGUAGACUUGUGAGUUUUAAAACCAACUUCAAAGACCUCAUAUAUUACUGCACAGUACAACAAAGAAAGGAAAUCCUUUUCCUUGGGAGAGAUGGCAAAAGCAGAUGUUGUUACCAGAUGCUAUUACCAUAGUCCUGUGACAUGAACUUUUUUGUUUGUUUGUUUUUUGUAAUAUGUCAAAGUAGGAAUGGAAUGUAAUUGGGAUGUUCUACAGUACACCAAAACUUUAUGAUUGAAUGGAUGGAAGCAAAGCUGGUUCAUAUUAGCUAGCAUGAUUGCUUUAGUUUUCAAUUUCAUUAAUUGGCAUAACUAAGGAUGUGAAAAAUAUGUGUUUUGUGGUAAAAAUUAAGAUAUUGGCUGAAAGAUAGAUUAUUUUUAUAAUUUGUUGGGUAUAGUCUAGUUACUAAUAAUUUUAAAAUACUUUUUAGAUAGUUUGUUUUUUAAACUUUAUUUGUAAGAGCCAAUAUACAAGGAACAAUAUUUAUAUUUAUUUAUUUGGGAUAUUAUUGUGCCAAAACAUACUAGCUGUGAGGUAUGUAAUAUCUUCUAGAUACUUAAAAUUAUUUCUAAAACAUAUCAAAAUAAUUACAGUAUACUUCUAGCAACUCCUACCUUUUGAAGGCCAAGUCUUCCCUUACCUUCAUUUUAGUAGAAGCAGUGAUGUCACCAGCUGUGUCCCUACUCUGCCACUUUUUGUCUAUCCUGUUGCCUAUUACUUUGACCCAUUUAUGUUUACUUACUUUUGGUCUUCCUUUUUAGCCAGUAUGUCCUUCUGCCUCAUGUUCACACCAAAUUCUUUCCUAAAUAUAUUUUUCUUGAGAUUGGCUACUAAAAUCUUACAGUACAAUUGAGACUCUGUUAUAGUUACCAGGGAGGAAAUCAGUCCUCAAGGAAACUCAGUCAACAUUAGGUUUCAUAGGAAGUAAAGGAAAACCACUUACAAACCUUUUACAUUAUCAUGUCAUUCAGUACUAAAAGUGUCUUUGCAAUGAAUUUCUUCUCACCUAUAUCUUAAGAAUAUAAACAUGGAAAGUACUAAAAGAAUUGAAUAGACUGCUUGAGGAAGCCUGCUUUUCCCACAAGUUUUCAUUCUCAUAUCCUCUGUUUCAGGUGAGUGCACAGGGUACAAAGUCAUACUUGUCUUUAGUAUUUGAUUUGUCGCCUUCCCUUAAUUUUAAUGUUUCUUGGUCUUUAAAUCAGAAAUAUUCAGAUGAUUGUGCUAUACAGUGAACUAAUAAAUACAUUUUAGUUUGUAUUUUAUGUAACAGUUAUGUGAAUUCUUCUUGUUGGCUGGGUGUUGUUUUGAGUUUUGCAUAUUGUAUCAGGAGGUGGAACUCUAGAGCUGUGGCUGAGAAGGAAGGAAGAGGGAUAAGGAAGCUCAGGGGAAGGGAAGUUGUGGGAAGAUUCAAGGCAGACAUCUGCCCUGGCCCUGGGAUCUGGUCUCCUCUCAGAUGCUGAGUUCAAAACAUUGAUUUUACUCAGACUAUGAAGAUGGUAACUAUUUCUAAUAGCUUAGGCAUAAGUCAAAUGAAUGUCACUACAGAAAAGGAAAUAUUCACCUUUUAUCUCAUGGGUAGCAGUCAAAAGAUGGUUUCUGGAGACAACAUGACAGCUUCAAAUGGGAACUAUCUUGAUUAGUCUAGGUGCAGUUACCUAUCCUGGCUGUAGGGCCAUCAUUCCUGUAGAGAUACAAUAUUUUUUUUCAUUUUAGAUCUUGAUUGAGUUUAAGAUGUAUUUGAUGAUACCCCUAUAAAAUGUCUGUCUUAAUAACUUGUAUAAAAUAAACCAAAUCUUUGGUUUAAUUUUUAUCCUUAAAAAGUUGUGCCUUAAUAAUAGGGCAUUGUAUGUUACUAGGAGGAAAAAAAAUUUAAUAGAUGGGUAAAGUAUGAACUUUUUGCCAUUACAAUUUAAGUUCCUUUAAUUUUUUAAUAUUAGAGUAAGGGAAAUUCAUUGAAAUUAAAAAAAAUUGAUACAAAAUUAUUUUUGCAUAACAUAACAUUUACAAUUAAAGUACAUUUUUAAAUAAAAACUGGCAUCUUGAUAUAUAUAAAAUGAUAUGUCAUCACUUGGUUUUUAAUUUAAUACAAGGUCAGGCUAGAUGGCAUUGUUAUAAAUUAUACUUUUAAAUAAAUAAUUUCAGUAUAAUAAAUUUAUCCAUUUUCCUAAUUCUCUAGUCAUUUUGGCUUAAGAAAAUAGCUGUUUAUUCAUGGUAGCAUGUCAACAUUUUAUUAAAGAAUACUGAAUAUUGUAACAUAAAUACUUUCUAAUGGGGAGAAAAUUGUAAUUCUGAUUAGCACUAUUGAAGGAUAAUAAUCAAAUUUGUACUUCAAAAGCAGGUCUUGGUUUAAUGAGGUGCUGUUUUUAUAUCAGUUAUUUAUCUUUUAUCACAUCAAAGUCUGGCAGGUGUAUGUAUUCUAAUUUACCAUUGACAAAUUUUUUAUUUUUAUUUUAUUUUUAAAGUUGAGUAGUAAAUUAACUUUGUGAGAAAAAUGUGUUUGUAAGUUUUCCUUUGAAUAAUGCAAGCUAAUUUUAGAAGUUAGGAUGAUGAAUAAUACUGAAACAACUGAUUUUAUAUUGUAAUUGUGAGAAUUCCCUAAGUAUUACGAUUAAUGUGAUUUGUAUAAAAUUGCAAAAGGAGGAAGUAGUAUGUUCAAUUAUUGUUAUUUUUUAGGAUAUAAUACAAGUAGGACUUUUUAUUCUGGAGUGACUUGUUCCUCCAUAUUUUUUUUAAUAAGAAAGAGUGCAUACUACAUCAUGACAUCUAUUAACCUAAAAACAGAUUUCAUCUCCAAAGGAUCUGUAACCUUUGUAUCAUUUGUGAAGUAUUAUGAAAGGAAUGUAUCUGGGCUUUUAGUGUUCAUAUGCCCUCACCAUCCUCUGUUGGAAGUAAGUGAAGCUGUUCUGCACUGCCCAGGCUUGCUUUCCUUCUGAUAGUGUUAACCUGGAGCAGCUGUGCAUUUAGAUACAUAUGUUGGAAUUUCACUGAAAGUAGGAGGUUGUUGGUUGUUUCUUGUCAGUUUUCCUGCCCCUAGGAUUUUUUUUUUUUUUUUUGUCAUUCUUCUGUUAAGCCAUUUCUUAAAUAAGUCAAAGAUGAGAGCAAAUGUUUUACCUGUGAAUACUCCUUCCUCUGUCAAACAUGGAGCCAUGGAGGAGAUAGGCCUUUUCCUGUUGCAAAAACAUGCUAUGCCAUGUUUUCUUAGCAUGCUGGGACUUGCUUCACCAUGCCACCAGAUUGGAGUGAACCCUAACUUCAACCAAAUUUCACUAGGAGCUAAAUUCUCCCUGUCUGGCCUCAGAACAGUGUUUGUACCAUACACUGCACCACUUUAACAUAUGCUGUACGUAAACUACUUAGGAGGGUGGAUCGUGUCUUGGUGAUUUUUGUGUUUUGACCAUAACCCCAACACACCUAGCUCAGUAUCUUGCGCAAAUUAGGUGCUCUGUGUGUGUUCAGUUAAGUAACCUAAAGGGUCACUAUUUGCAUUAGCAUGUUUUGUGCCUCUGUUGUAUAAACUGACUGUUUACUUUGCUAAUAUGUGUGAUAUCACACAUGCUAAAUUAUUUUUUUAAAUUUUGCCUUUCCUCUUAGAUACUAUCCCAUGGCCAAUUACUGUUGAAAAUGUGAUUGCUGCCAGUUAGAUAAUACUCUAUCCUUAGAUAUACUUCACCAAAUCAAAUUUGAAUAAAUUGCUCAUGUCUGAAAAAUGAAA